Molecule: messenger RNA, 588 nt
Organism: Prunus armeniaca (apricot)
Lineage: Eukaryota; Viridiplantae; Streptophyta; Magnoliopsida; Rosales; Rosaceae
Source: the annotation of a GenBank genome assembly
AUGAGUUUGGAGAUCGUGAUAUGCUCCUCGAAGAUUGGAAGUCGAUCUGGGCAGUCUGCUCAUCCAUCCAACCAUCAUGUUUCAAUUGUUGAGUCACGAGCAGUCAAGCAUGGAGUGGAUUCAUCGUCGCCAAUUCCUUUGGAAGUGAGGUUGACAGAGGCUAAGAAAGCAAGAGAGUCAUUUGCCUGGGCGAAGGGCUCUUCUGCAACGUCAGCAGCUGAUCCCAAGGUGGACAAGUCCACCCUUGCAGAGGAUGUAGGCGUGUCUGAUCUGCUCAAGACGAACUUUCUGUCAAGUCCAUCCACUUGUGCUGAGCUGGUUCAUCAAAUCCGUCAGGCUGGCGAUCUUGACGUGGAGGAUCAGGCAAGUGGAGCUGCUGAGAGUGUGGCUGAUCAAACGGACGCUGAAGUGGCUGCAGAUCAGGGAUCUCCUGCUGGCUGUCUUGUGAACUGCUUGAGUGUUUCUGGGUUGAGGCAUGUUUUGCCUAAGUCUGGAGACGUGUUGAUGAGGGUGGCCCGUUUGGCCUAUGUCCAGAGACGUGUCAAUGAGAGUGACCCGUUUGGCCUACGUCCAGAGACGUGUCGAUGA